AUGGUCGAGUCCUCCAGAAGAGCUGAUCCUGCGUUCGCUGUAAACGAUGUUGGUCCAAGUGAAGCAGGUGCAGCAAUUGUAAGGAGUUACACAGAGACUGAUUAUCCAUUUGACGAACAACAAUUAUAUGACAUGGGUAAAAGUGACAUGAUGAUUACACUUGUGUCAGCCGUUUGUAGUAACAUUCACCUGAUUGACUUAGGGGAAUGGGAACCCCCUGUACCAAGAGUUUUGAAUUCUGAUGGAUAUGUGAUGGAUCUAAACCCCAAGGGAAAUAAGGAUGUGGGAAGGUUAGAUGAAGUCAUAGCAGACGCUGACAAUAAGACGACUGACCCUGCUACAUUGGCUGUACAAGAUGUGAUGGCAAGAAUGAUAAACUUUACUCGAAAUAUAGUUGAAAAUGACUUGAAUGGGAGUCGAAGCGGCGAUAAGAUGCUUGCGUCGUUAGUGACAAACGCUUUUACAAACCUAGUUGCACAGCCUCGUUAUCUGAACUAUGAGAGUAUGAUCAAUAUCAUAUAUUUAGCGAGGAUAGUUGGCUUUGAUGCCCUUCUGCCGCAAAAUGCUUCCGGUGAUAAUGCAGCCCAGACGGAAACAUCAUCUGGGGAAAUAUACUUUAUGUUUCAAGAGAUAGUGCGAGCUUCUGUACCUGAUGAUUUUAUAGAAAUAAGACCCGUUGGUAACCUUGCUUCAGGUAGAAAUAAUAUUGAUGAGAUGUUGUUAGCAUUAUCUGAGAAUAUUAGUUUAUACGACUCUCAGUUGUCACCCGUAGAACGGGCGUAUCUGUACGUGCGGAUGCAAAAACAUCUCAAAUAUAACACAGAGGAGAAAAAGAAAACGGCAAAGGAGGCUGCAAACAUGACACUUGAACUAGCGCAAGAAGUGCAGAACCAGUGGAAGCUUUGUAGACGAUGCAGUAACGCCCGUAACAGUAAAACAAAUCAGUUACUAAAGAAUGACAAAUCAAACAAAUUUAUGACCAAGAUGACGGCUACGGCCACAUCUAAAUUCCGUAUUGACGGCCUGGGCGAGACGCUAGAAAAUUUGACCUAUGACACCUUUGACACGGUGUCAGUCUCAGCAUUUGAAUUUCAAGAGAAUGUUUACAUGUAUGACAACGACAGCACAUCAAGCUUUGUGACGUCAAAGGUGCUUCGAGUCGAUGUUAAAUCAGUCGAUACGCGUGUAACCCCUGGAUACAUGACGUUUCAACAAACGGUUAUUACACCAAUCCCGGAGUACGUAAUUCCCGAGGUCCACGAAGAGGAUGUGUCAGAGUUUAUGUAUCAUAGAUUGAUUUAUCAGAAGUCAACGGACGAAUUAUGUAUAAUUAUUGAACCACAAGGACUGUACAACUUUACCGAAUACCGUGUGUAUAUAAAAUACAGCUCAGUGCCAUCUAUAAUUGAUUUUGAUUUUAAUGUUUACGUUAAGGGAGACUUUAAUUGGCAGCUAUGUAUUCCACCAGAAAAAAUGAGAAGUCAUACCGGACUUACAUAUAUGGCCGUCCAGUUACCAGGGAACAUGACAUCUGUAGCUUACAACCUGACAAUUGUAACUGUUGGAUGUCUGACUUGGGAAGAAAAGAGAUCAAAAUGGCAUACGGACAAGUGUGAGCUUCAAUGGAAACCAGACGAAAAUCUUGUGUCGUGUUUCUGCAAAGACAUCACUGACCUGGUGUUCUCCAAUUCAUUCUUUGUGGCACCUAACUCUAUAGACUUUAAUACCGUGUUUUUGCGAUUUUCUCCCCUGAACCAAGCGGCCGUUAUAGGGACGUUUAGUGUGCUGUUUGUGUGCUAUAUUGUUGCUGUUAUUUUCUUAUCCGGUUUAGACAGACAGGAUUCGUUGAAGUGGGGAAUAACACCAUUAAGAGACAACACGAUAAAUGAAAUUAAUUAUUACAUAAUAAAAGUAUUUACCGGAAUGAGGCGCGGAGCGGGAACUAAGUCACGUGUCGCAUUUGUCCUGACUGGUUCAAAUGGUAGCACCAGACCACGUGAAUUGUACGAUGGCGUCAGAGAGGAAUUCAGUACUGGCAGUGUCAUGUCCUUCUUCAUGUCAACAAAUCAGCCGCUUGGCGAUUUGUUACAUCUUUAUAUUUGGCAUGACAAUAGUGGCGGGUCACAGGCCGAAUGGUACCUCAACCAAGUAGUUGUCUAUGACAUAGAGACAUUAAAAGCAUACACCUUCGUAGCUGAAAGGUGGCUUUCAGUAAACACCCACAUAGAUGCAUGUUUGCCAUCAAGCCCUUGCAAUUAUCCGAUAAAAUUUGAAUCUCGAUUCUUCUUCCAACUAAGAGACAAGUUCUCGGAAAACCACACUUGGAUUUCAAUAAUAUAUCGCCCACAGACAAGUACCUUUACUCGAGUACAGCGUGUGUCAUGUGCAUUAGCUUUCAUAUUUCUUACAAUGCUUGCGAAUGCCAUGUACUUUAAUCCAGAACCCAAUUAUAUAUCACCUGCCAUUCUUGAAGUUGGACCAUUUCGCUUCACAAAACAGCAGAUAUACAUAUCUAUUAUCUGUGCUGCUAUAACCACGCCUCCAAUUAUGUUGAUUGUAUACAUAUUUCAACAUACUAGACGGAGGAAGCAAACAAAUGACGACCAUAAAAAGAGGGGCAACACAUGUUGCCGAAAACAACGUUCUGCUACUAACGAAGACCGACUUAGAGAAAUACAACUUUCUUCUGAAACACCGGAACUUAACGCAGGACUGGUUUUCCCAUUUUG
This is a messenger RNA of Ruditapes philippinarum (Manila clam), 2729 nucleotides long. RefSeq lists its product as uncharacterized. The annotation marks the transcript as partial. NCBI's taxonomy places the organism in Eukaryota, Metazoa, Mollusca, Bivalvia, Venerida, Veneridae. The transcript has 15 exons. Gene Ontology annotation, biological process: detection of mechanical stimulus. The record is from RefSeq and is a predicted model, not a curated record. Gene Ontology annotation, cellular component: membrane. Gene Ontology annotation, molecular function: protein binding; calcium channel activity.